UUCUACUGAGAACCAGUAGCACACAAACGAGGGAAAGCAAAGUCGGAUAAGUCCUCUACCAGAAACUGAGAAAGCCUUUCUGAAAUUUUACGGUCGAAAUGCCAAGAAUAGACAAUGACAUCAAGCUGGACUUCAAAGAUGUCUUGUUUCGACCCAAGAGAAGCACAUUGCGAAGCCGAUCAGACGUGGAUCUUGUAAGAACUUUUCAGUUUCGAAAUUCAGGCCAGACUUACACUGGUAUUCCAAUUAUGGUGGCUAACAUGGACACCACAGGAACGUUUGAGAUGGCCAAGGCCAUUGGAAAGCAUUUGAUGUUCACAGCCAUUCAUAAACAUUAUACUGUGGAUGCAUGGGUUGAGUUCGCCAGGGAAAACAAAGAUAUUUUAGAGCAUGUAGCUGCAAGUACAGGAACAGGUUCUGGUGAUCUGAAGAAACUCAAGGAAAUACUUGAUGCUGUCCCGGGCGUCAAAUAUAUAUGUGUGGAUGUAGCCAAUGGUUACUCUGAACAUUUUGUACAGUUUGUACGAGACUGUCGUAAAGAAUUCCCGAAACAUACUAUUAUGGCUGGUAAUGUGGUCACUGGUGAAAUGGUUGAAGAAUUGAUACUGUCUGGUGCUGAUAUCAUCAAGGUUGGUAUAGGACCCGGCUCAGUAUGCACUACCAGGAAGAAGACUGGUGUUGGAUACCCCCAGCUCAGCGCAGUCAUAGAAUGUGCCGAUGCUGCACAUGGUCUUGGUGGACACAUUAUUUCAGAUGGUGGAUGUACUUGCCCGGGGGAUGUUGCCAAAGCAUUUGGAGCAGGUGCUGACUAUGUGAUGGCGGGUGGAAUGUUUGCCGGUCAUGACGAGUCUGGUGGAGAAAUUGAGGAAAAGAAUGGAAAGAAGUUUAAAAUGUUUUAUGGCAUGAGUUCAGCUACAGCCAUGAAAAAACACGCAGGAGGUGUGGCCGAAUACAGAGCAUCUGAAGGAAAGACGGUACAAAUAGAGUAUCGUGGACCUGUAGAAAUCACAGUACAGGAUAUCCUCGGUGGUCUCAGAUCAACAUGUACUUACGUAGGAGCGGGAAAACUUAAAGAAUUGAGUCGAAGAACUACUUUUAUACGAGUAACUCAACAACUGAAUGAGGUGUUUGCAGCCAGUACUAAGGAACAUUGAUAUGUUGUUACGUAUAGGAGUUUUACUUAUUGUUUUAUUUAUAGCAAAAUGCUACAUUUAAGUGUCAAGUCCCUUGUUACGGCAGAAAAAACAUCAAAAUACCGGUGUAAUAAACAUUUUACUGCAAUACAAGUCACUUCUUUAUUUGAAAAAGAAAAUGAAAAAAGCU
This is a messenger RNA of Mercenaria mercenaria, 1323 nucleotides long. Its product is annotated as GMP reductase 2-like. The record is from RefSeq and is a predicted model, not a curated record. The transcript is spliced from 7 exons. The coding region runs from base 99 to 1154 and encodes 351 amino acids. NCBI's taxonomy places the organism in Eukaryota, Metazoa, Mollusca, Bivalvia, Venerida, Veneridae. Gene Ontology annotation, biological process: nucleotide metabolic process. Gene Ontology annotation, cellular component: GMP reductase complex. Gene Ontology annotation, molecular function: GMP reductase activity.